AUGGAGGCUGGGGUAUCUGACGCGGGUUUCUCUGGCUCAAAUUACACUUGGUGCAAUAAUAGGCAAGGGCGGGCUCGAAUAUGGAAACGCUUCAAUAGAGUGCUUCUAAACUUGGAGGCUUUGCAGAUAGGCUCUAGCAUUCUGGUGCAGCACUUGUCGAGGGAUCCACCGGACCAUGCCCUACUCUUGAUGACAGCUCCUACUUGGUUGGACAAUAAACCGAAACCUUUCCGGUUCUUAAAUGUUUGGACCACAAAAGCAGGACUGUUGGAUGUCAUACACGAUAGCUGGUCAUGUCCAAUGAGCGGACAACAUCUGUGUGUUUUGGCAAUCAAGUUUCAUACAAUCAAGCAGGUACUGAAGGGAUGGUCUAGGGAGUCUUUUGGCAACAUCUUCCGGGCUGUUAAAGAAGCGGAACGGGCGGUGUUGGAGGCAGAAGUAGCCCAGGAGCAGGACUCGGCAAGGUGGUUGAAGGAUGGUGAUAGAAAUUCAAAGUACUUCCAUGCGGUGGUGGCUGAGAGGAGGAGCAGGGCGAUCAUCCACAGGAUCUGUGAUUCCAAUGGCGAAUGGGUAAAGGCUGAGGAGCACAUCAGUAGGGAGGCAAUUUCCUUUUUCCAGAGGUUGUUUACGGCUGAACCGUGCUCCUCCUCUAGUGAGUUCUUAGAUACUAUUCCUAAGCUAGUUACGGACGGUGAUAAAACCCAACUUAUGGAGCCCCCCACCAUGGCUGAAGUAAAGAAGGUGGUUUUCUCGAUGGAUGGAGAGAGUGCCGCUGGCCCAGAUGGAUUUAUAGGCAAAUUCUUUACUUUUGUUUGUGAUGUGGUUGCGGAGGACGUGUAUAAGGCUAUUUUAAGUUUCUUCUGCGGGGCAGAGUUGCCACGCAGCAUUACUGCCACUACUAUUGUCUUGAUUCCUCAGGUUCAGUGCCCCCAAGAUUUCACAUAA
Molecule: messenger RNA, 945 nt
Organism: Coffea eugenioides
Lineage: Eukaryota; Viridiplantae; Streptophyta; Magnoliopsida; Gentianales; Rubiaceae
Exons: 2
Coding region: 1-945 (314 amino acids)
Source: RefSeq, a predicted model, not a curated record